Molecule: messenger RNA, 2055 nt
Organism: Oppia nitens
Lineage: Eukaryota; Metazoa; Arthropoda; Arachnida; Sarcoptiformes; Oppiidae
Gene: RanGAP
Product: ran GTPase-activating protein 1-like
Exons: 6
Coding region: 142-1839 (565 amino acids)
Biological process (GO): signal transduction; nucleocytoplasmic transport; activation of GTPase activity
Cellular component (GO): perinuclear region of cytoplasm; nucleus; cytosol
Molecular function (GO): GTPase activator activity; small GTPase binding
Source: RefSeq, a predicted model, not a curated record
AUAUAUAUCUCUCAGUUUAUAAUCACUGAAACCAAACGUGUGAUUGAUUUUUGCGAUUGAAAAGACAUCAAAAAGUUUUUACUUCACUUUUACCACAAUAUUUUUGAUCAUCAAAUUAGAUCCACAACAACAACAACAGUGAUGGACAACAACAUUGUCGCCGCCAACGAUCUGAUCCAAGAACUUGGUUCGCAAGUAUCCGGUAUUGAAUUGAAAACCGAAGACUCGAUCGUUUCGUUUGCCAAUCAAAUGAAGAAAUUGGACAACGAAGAAGACAUCCGUCCUAUUGUCGACGCUAUCGCCGAAUGUAAACAACUGGUAUGUCUUAAUCUCGAAGGCAAUACAUUGGGUGUGAAUGCAGCCAAAGAGUUAGGCAAAUGUCUGGAAAGUCGACCGCUAAUCAAGAAGUUAUUGUUCAACAAUUUGUUUACCGGUCGACUAAAAUCCGAGAUUCCCGAAGUACUACUGUUUGUUACGUCGGGUGUUAUGUUAAGCAAUGCCCGAUUGGAUACACUCGACCUGAGCGACAACGCCAUCGGACCGGUUACUAUGCCAUCGUUGUUGCCGUUCCUCGAGAGUCACAGUUGCGAAUCGUUGACAACGCUUCGGCUAAACAAUUGUGGUUUGGGUAUCGGCGGCGGCGAAAUACUGGCCAAAGGUUUACUAAAAUUGACAAACUUGCGGACAUUGAUUUGCGGCCGAAAUCGUUUGGAGAUUAAGGGCGCUCAGGCUAUCGGCAACUCAUUGGCCAAGUUAACCACUUUAGAGACACUGGAAAUGCCGCAAAACGGUAUCCACAGCGAAGGUAUCGAAGCCAUCUGUCGGGCCAUCAGUUCCAAUCGAAAUCUGAAGAACUUGAAUCUGAACGACAAUAAUCUCCGGACUCAAUCGCAAUCGAUUGCUUCGGCACUCCGUUUAUUGACAUCCAUUGAGACAAUAAAUUUUGGCGAUUGUCUAUUGAAAACGGCUGGUUGUCUGGCCAUUUGCGAUGCUAUUGUCGAUAAUAGUCAAGCGGUCACAAUCAAAGAAAUCAAUUUGAGUGGCAACGAAAUUGGUGGCCAACCAGCCAUCGAUGCCAUCGUCAGAUGCGGACAAACUAUUCACGACAGACGAACUCAGCAAUUGUUAGCAAAAUGUCGACUCGAAUUAAGUAGCAAUUGUUUCGGCGAAUCGGGUAUCGAUCAGUUGACGGCGGCUCUGAAUCAGACGACAAUUUUGAUUAUAGAUGAUGAUGAAGGCUCUGCUGAUGAGGGAGAGGACGACGAGGAAGAGGAGGAAGGCGAAGAAGUAGAUGAAAAUGUGGAGAAGAAUAAGGAGAAUGAAGCCGAUGGUUGUGUUAUGUCAACAACGACAACACAAUCGGACCAACAAUCAGAUCGAUAUACGAAAGUCGGCGAUGAAAAUGAUGUAUCAAUCGAUGAAUUGACUAAAAAGAUUGAAAAUGAUUUGAUGGUUAGUAAUAAAAAUAUUGACGAUCUAUGCUCUCAUUUUGUUAAUAUAUCCAUCAAUGGAUUUGAUGGUCAAGAUCUCAAACUAAAAAAUGAUGUUUUAUUAGAGAGCGAGUUAUAUGUCAAGCAAGCACUUCGUAAUGAUAAUGAUAAUGAAUUUUUAGCUAUCAAUUCAUUGUUAGUCAAUUUGGGUCUACUAAAAGAUGAACAAUCGGGACACUAUAAGACUGUCGAUGACCUAAGAGGACCGCUGCUGGCGCUGGCAAACAGUGUCAAACAUAUGAGUCCACAGCAAAAGCAUGUGCUCCGGGCAUUCAUGAACAGGCCUAACAAAUCAGUUGAACAGUGCGGUAGGAUUAAGCAUACAUUGAUGCAGAAACUGUUCAUUUGAUACCUGAGCCCCCAAUAUACUACCCAACGCGUGGAUUGAAAGUAAUUUAAUAAAUUAAAUAUCAUAUAUCAGUCGCACUUAUUUAUGUAUAGAGAUAUAAUACUGUACUGUAAUAGACAGUUACACUACUACUCAACAACAAAAAAAAACAGUAGAUAUUUAUUAUAUAUAUGAUAUAUAUAUAUAAUGUAUUUUACAUUUUAACAGCCAAUACAA